UCUUUGAAGGCUUGUAGCACCAGCAGUGCGUCACAGUGAUCGCCGUUGCCCGUGACAGAAAAGGGAAGGUAAAAAGUUAGGAUUUUUUUUACUAAUUUAGCAGCCAUUAGCGCCGUAGAAGAAGAGACUGGACUCGGAAAUACAAGGAAACAGAGAAGAACAAGAAUAGAAAAAUCGGCGAUGGGCGAGGCAGAGAUCCUGUCCUACAGGCGAUGUAGGCUGAGAUUUUUGGUAGGCUUACUAUUAUUGUGCACAACCAGAGAGGUAAGUUCAUCGAUUCAUGAGUACCAUAACGAAGCUUUUAUUCCACACUCCGAUGGCUUCUUCUUCCAUGGCGGCAGUGAAGGCCUCUACUCUUCUAAAGUUCAUGAUUCCUCUUCCACUUCCCCUGACAAGCCCCUCCAAGGAAAAUCCUUCAUCAGGUUUGAAGAUGUCACCUUUGUUAGGACAAAGGAGGCAGCAAGUAAGCAGAACGAAAUGCAGCAGAACACUGGAUUGAUAGAAGCCAUCAUAUUUGAGGUGAAAGACAGGGAAAGAAUUGGAGGGGCUUUCCUAAAAACUAAUGCAAUUUGUUGUCACCCUGCUCUUGCUCAGACUGGGUCAUGUACCCUAGGAGAGGUAAUUAUCCAGAAAGACCAAGAUAACCAAGAAUGGCCGAAACGCAUUCAAACAUCCUUUGCAGGAAAAAAUGAAGAAGUUGUAAUGAAACCUGACACUGUGGAAAUAAAUACUACUGGAAUGUACUACCUUUACUUUAUGUUUUGCAAUCCAGAACUUAAGGGCACCUUAAUCAAGGGAAGGACCGUGUGGAAGAAUCCUAAUGGUUAUUUACCUGGGAAGAUGACUCCUCUCAUGACAUUUUAUGGAAUCAUGUCUUUGGCUUACCUUGCACUAGGACUAAUCUGGUUCUUAAGGUUUGUUCAAUUCUGGAAGGAUGUCAUACAGCUGCACUACCACAUCACAGCAGUCAUUGCACUUGGAAUGUGUGAAAUGGCCGUUUGGUAUUUUGAAUAUGCCAAUUUUAACUCAACUGGAUCAAGGCCAAUGGGUGUUACACUGUGGGCUGUCACCUUUAGGACUGUGAAGAAGACCCUAUCUCGCCUCCUCCUUUUGGUUGUCUCCAUGGGCUAUGGUGUAGUAAGACCAACGCUCGGUGGUAUAACAUCAAGAGUACUUCUUCUUGGUCUGAUAUAUUUUAUUGCCUCAGAGGCACUUGAGCUUGUUGAACACUUAGGAAACAUCAAUGACUUGUCUAAGAAAACAGAGUUAUUUCUAGUGCUUCCUGUUGCUUUCCUAGAUUCUUGCUUUAUUGUCUGGAUCUUCUCAUCUCUAUCAAAAACUUUAGAGAAGCUUCAGAUGAGGAGAAACAUGGCUAAACUAGAUCUUUACCGUAAGUUUACCAAUUCUCUUGCAGUCUCUGUUCUGCUCUCCAUUGCCUGGAUUGGCUUUGAGCUGUACUUCAAUGCAACUGACCCUCUAAGUGAGCUAUGGCAAGUUGCUUGGAUCAUUCCUGCUUUCUGGACUCUGCUUGCAUACUCUUUAUUGGUGGUGAUUUGUGUCCUCUGGGCUCCUUCACGUAACCCAACUAGGUAUGCAUAUUUGGAGGAGACAGGAGAGGACUUCGAUGAGGAAGGUAUCUCAUUAACAAGCACUGUGGAUAUCGCAGCGAAACUAGAAAGGAAAGGUCUGGGAGAAGAUCUUGAGGAGGAUAAGCGAGAGUAGCAGAUAAAUAUCACCCCCAGCAUAUAGGUGAAAUUCUGUUAGUCACAGUUGCAUAUCCAGGAACUUAUUUCAAAAUUCUGGUCUGCAAUUUGUGCUGUAUGUACAAAGCCUUGUGGAUGGAAGGUUGCUGCAUAGAAUAGUUUGAUGUGAACUAAAGAUUACAGCUAAUUAUUAGGCAGUGAAACAAAGAGAAGUGUCCUUUUAUUCUUCUGGUGGAUGGCUUCAAUCCAUUUUUUCUUCAAGGAGAUUCCCUGAAUUUAUCUAUACUUUGAGGUGUAUGCAUAAUUUGCUUGUUUCUUUGGGUGAA
This is a messenger RNA of Manihot esculenta (cassava), 2029 nucleotides long. Its product is annotated as transmembrane protein 87B. The record is from RefSeq and is a predicted model, not a curated record. The transcript is spliced from 5 exons. Gene Ontology annotation, cellular component: membrane; Golgi apparatus. Gene Ontology annotation, biological process: transport. NCBI's taxonomy places the organism in Eukaryota, Viridiplantae, Streptophyta, Magnoliopsida, Malpighiales, Euphorbiaceae. Bases 181 to 1722 code for a protein of 513 amino acids.